Clavispora lusitaniae ATCC 42720 is the source of this 2982-nucleotide messenger RNA. It is a transcript of the gene SEC12, whose product is annotated as Sec12p. The record is from RefSeq and is a predicted model, not a curated record. Gene Ontology annotation, biological process: protein secretion. NCBI's taxonomy places the organism in Eukaryota, Fungi, Ascomycota, Pichiomycetes, Serinales, Metschnikowiaceae. Gene Ontology annotation, cellular component: endoplasmic reticulum membrane. Gene Ontology annotation, molecular function: protein binding; guanyl-nucleotide exchange factor activity; GTPase activator activity.
AUGACAUCGAAAAACUCUGCGGAAAUUAGUGUUGGCUUUCCAAUAUAUGGCCUCCGCUUCAUAAAUAGCAAAACAUUGUUAGCUGUUGGAGGUGGUGGCGAAGGGAACAAUGGUAUUCCGAACAAAAUCACUGCUCUCAAAUGUAGCUUCAAUGCUCCCGAGAAAAGCAGAAGGUUGCAGAAGUUUAGAGAGAUCACAUUGCCUUCCAAUGAAGAUUCCCCGACGUGUGUCGACGUUUGCAGAAGUGUCGAUGAUGACAACAUUCGCUAUGCCAUUUUUGUCGGAUGCAAUCAAUCGACUCAGUUGAUCAAUACCAUGAACAUCAACAACAACUUGAGAAAAUAUGUUUUUACCGAUGAGGAACAUUUGCAGUUUCUGGACGCCGUGCAAUUUGACGACUCGGUUCUGCCUGGAAGUGUUGGGGAGUAUCCUCGAAUUGUGCAUUUGUCUCCAGAAAGCACCUUUGGCGCCAUGAUGACAUCGAAGGUUCCAUCGGAAAUUUUCAUCUUCAACCCGAAGACUUUGGAGUUAGUUUUGCGCUUUCAACCGGAGACACCAUCGGAAAUCAAAGACUUUCACUUGAAUCCUUUCGAUGAAGGCAGAUCAUUGUGCUUCAUCACCGCUUCUCGAAUUGAGCAUAUAGCCUCAUCUUCUGGUGCUAUUCUAGCCUCCUCUGUAAAGGCUUCGAAGGCGACUACUAAAACAUUGGCGAAGUACAUUUUGUCGAAAGUUAGAUUUAUCUCUCCAGAGAAAGUGGUUAUUACUGCCUCAUUACUCGGCGGAAAAGGGUGUGCGUUGCUUGAAUACGACUUUUCCAAACAGAAAAUUACAAGGGAGCGCUUCAUUUCUAAGAAAAUGAAAGGUAUUGUUGCCAUCGAUGUCGCGAAAGCGACGGAACUUAUCGCCGUGGCUGGCAAUGACUGUUCAGUUUCCUUGAUUAGAAUUCUGGACUUGAAAAUAGUGAAAUCGUUCCCUGAUUUGCAUAAGUUUGCCAUUACGUCAUUGAGCUUUGCUCCAAACGGUAAGAGAUUGGCCACAGGUAGUGCAUCGAAUAUUUUGAAUGUGGUAACUAUUCCACCAAAGAUUGCAUCUAGUAAUUCACUUAUUGGAACUUUAUUCCAAUAUUUGCUUUACACCUUUCUAGUGGCUAUUUUUGCAAUUGUUUUGCAAAAAAGUCAUGAAUCAGGUCACCUCGACCAAUUCCUUCUGAUGUCCCAAAAGCACGGGAGUGAAGCCCUUGUACACAUUGAACAUUAUGCUCGCCAUUAUGGUAAAAUUGGGCUCGAAUUAUCACAAAAAUAUGGCGAUGAUUACUAUCAUAAAGCCCAACACUACGGAAGAAUAGGUUAUGAACUCCUCAAAGACAAGUCGAAUGAAGGGUUUGAGCUCUUGAAGGAGAAAUUAGAGAAGAACAAGGUUGACUCCACCAUACAAGAGGCCCAAGAAUGGGUGAAAGAGAACGUCUUAACUGAGACUAUGACAACUGAACCUUCCAUUGUGCCCUCCAUGGAAUCCUCCCACGACACUUCCUCAGCUGAGCCGCCAGUUGAAAAGGCCAGCGAGACUAGAAUCAACACAGAUUUUGCGACAACUGCUUCUACUGUUAAAGAAGACAUAGUGGUUGAAAUCACAAGAAAUGUGGAUGAAAUCACUGCCAAAUCGCAGAAUAUUGAUACAGAAUCAAUCAUCAAGGAAGCUGUUCGACAAGUUACAGUAGUAGAUGCUCCUGGAACACCAUCAGGUACGAUUGGUGUGGAGAAGAUCCUUGAGUCUUCUGUAUCGAGUCUAAAUGUUUCUGACAAAUCCGAGGUGUCAGAAAAUUCCGCAUCGGAAGUCCCUCAAGUGCUCGCAGCUGAAGAUUCUUCUGAAUCAACCUAUACUUUUUCUGCUUCUCAUGAAGAUGUAUAUGACGACGACGCAAAUAUUGGAGGAUCGGAGCCUGAGCAUUCUUCUACCAAUGAAGGUGUACCAACGGAGAUGUCGGAUUCAAAAGACUCACAUGAGACCAUUUUAUCCACUCAAGAUGUAACAACCGAAACAAUUCCUGUUUCUGAAUCAGUUAUGGAAAGUCAAAUUAGAGACGAACUUUCAAUUGCGCCCUUGCAGUCUGCAACAGAAGGGGACAAUGGGACAGGGUCCACUGAAACGUCUGAGCCAAUAUUGAGCUCUGACAACGUUACUUCUCCUUUACCAGAGGGUUUUGAUGCUGAGUCUUUUCCAGACAUACCAAUGGGAGGUGUGAGUGAAAGUACGAAGCAACUAACGCACACUGCCUUGUCCCUUUCUUCAGAUAAUACUACAGAGCCUCCUGCGGCGACAAGUACUGGCAAACCAGCCGAGACAAAAAUAUCGGAAACACCUGAGACGGAAACAACCGAGACAGAAUUAACUGAGACAAAAUCAAGUGAGACAGAAUCAAGUGAGACAGAAUCAAGUAAGGAAUCAAAUGCGACAGAAUCAACUGAGACAGAGCCAAGUGAGACAGAGUCAACUGAGACAGAGUCUACUGAGACAGAGUCUACUGAGACAGAGUCUACUGAGAUAGAACCAGCAGAGAUGAUGUCUAUAAAGACCACAAAUUUUGAUGAUGAAUCUGUUACGGCAUCCAUAGAAAGUCAAACACCAAAAUCUGCCUCAACUGAAACAUCAUCGACUGCAAUUUCAGCAGAAAUAACAGUGGAGAUCGAAAAACCAGAAGCCUUAGAAUCCAGUCGAGUGGAACCAUCCAACGAGGAUGACUUUUCAACGGAGUCAGAAACUAUAGAAUCUGAACCAGAAACUACAGAAGCCUCUACUGUUACUCCCACUUCAGAACCUACGCCUAUUUCGGUAUCGCCAGCACCUAUUGGAACACAAUUACAAGAAUCUGAGGCUGAAUCUGCUCUUUCUGAGAAGCAGCCACAACAGAUUUAUCAACAGGAAAAGCUUGCUUCGCCUGAGGCCAAAAACAGUGCGAACACUGAUUUGCACGACGAGUUGUAG